Molecule: messenger RNA, 3642 nt
Organism: Laccaria bicolor S238N-H82
Lineage: Eukaryota; Fungi; Basidiomycota; Agaricomycetes; Agaricales; Hydnangiaceae
Exons: 12
Coding region: 1-3642 (1213 amino acids)
Biological process (GO): mRNA splicing, via spliceosome
Cellular component (GO): nucleus; U2 snRNP
Molecular function (GO): protein binding; U2 snRNA binding
Source: RefSeq, a predicted model, not a curated record
AUGCACUUGUACAAUUUGACACUUCAGCCUCCUACCGCAAUAACACAGGCAAUUGUUGGCAAUUUCUCGGGCGCCCGGCAGCAGGAAAUCAUUGUUUCUCAUGGAACGCGUCUCGAACUCCUACGUCCCGACGUACAGACUGGAAAAAUAUCGACUGUCAUUGCAACCGACGUCUUUGGGUCCAUUCGUUCCCUCGCUGCGUUUCGUUUGACUGGCGGGACCAAGGAUUACGCCAUAGUAGGCUCUGAUUCGGGACGUAUCAUUAUCCUGGAUUAUGACCCCAAAACCAGCAGCUUCGUCAAACUUCACCAGGAAACAUACGGGAAAUCGGGUGCUCGUCGUAUUGUUCCUGGCCAAUAUCUUGCCACAGAUCCAAAGGGACGCAGUGUCAUGAUAUCUGCUAUGGAAAAGGCAAAGCUGGUUUACAUCCUCAACCGCGACGCCGCGGCCAACUUAACAAUCUCAUCACCACUUGAGGCGCAUAAAAACUCCGCCAUCAUUCACCACAUCGUCGGUUUAGAUGUUGGAUUCGAAAAUCCAAUGUUCGCAGCGUUAGAGGUUGAUUAUGCAGAAUCGGAUCAAGACCCAACAGGUGAUGCAUUUAAGAAUGCCGAAAAGAUGUUGACCUACUAUGAACUGGAUCUUGGUCUUAACCACGUUGUACGCAAAUGGAGCGAACCAACCGACCCUCGCGCUAACCUGCUCGUGCAAGUUCCUGGCGGUCAACUCGCUUCAUCCGAGCGCUUCGAUGGCCCCUCUGGUGUUCUUGUUUGCUGUGAAAAUCAUAUUAUUUAUCGACAUGCUGAUGUUCCUCAACAUCGUGUUCCCAUACCUCGCCGAAGACAUCCUCUAGAGGACCUUAACCGUGGGCUAAUCAUUACGGCUGCCGUCAUGCACAAAAUGAAGGGAGCCUUUUUUUUUCUGCUACAAAGCGAAGAUGGUGACCUGUACAAGGUCACCAUUGAGCAUGAAGACGAAGAAGUGAAAUCACUCAAAAUCAAAUAUUUUGAUACUGUACCUGUCGCCUCUAAUCUUUGUAUUCUCAAAUCUGGUUUCCUUUUUGUCGCGAGCGAAUUUGGAAAUCAUUACCUUUACCAAUUUCAGAAACUUGGUGACGACGAUGACGAGCCAGAAUUUAGUUCAACAUCAUAUCCAUCCUUUGGCAUGGCUGACCCAUCGGUUCCGCUACCGCACGCAUUUUUUCGACUACACCCUUUGGACAACCUUGUGGUUGCUGAUGAAUUGGAAUCCUUGGAUCCGAUUUUAGACUCCAAGGUCAUGAACCUUCUCCCAAACUCAGACACUCCCCAGAUCUUCGCAGCUUGCGGACGCGGCGCACGCAGUACUUUCAGGACACUACGUCAUGGCCUUGAAGUCGAGGAAUCGGUUAGUUCUGAUCUUCCAGGCAUUCCGAAUGCUGUUUGGACGACGAAACGGACUGAAGAUGACCCCUUCGAUUCUUAUAUCAUCUUAUCAUUCGUCAACGGCACCCUGGUGCUCUCUAUCGGAGAAACGAUUGAAGAAGUGCAGGAUACGGGAUUUUUGUCAUCCGCCCCGACACUUGCAGUUCAGCAAAUCGGUGCAGACGCGCUCUUGCAGGUUCACCCCCACGGUAUUCGUCACGUCCUCGCCGAUCGCCGUGUAAAUGAAUGGAGGGUGCCACAGGGAAAAACAAUUGUUAGUGCAACAACGAACAAAAGGCAAGUUGUGGUUGCUUUGAGCUCUGCGGAGCUGGUUUAUUUUGAGUUGGAUCUGGAUGGUCAGCUAAAUGAAUAUCAAGAUCGAAAGGCGAUGGGCAGUACAGUUCUUGCGCUGAGCAUCGGUGACGUUCCUGAAGGCAGACAGAGAACUCCCUAUCUCGCGGUAGGCUGCGAGGAUCAGACUGUUCGAAUCAUCUCGCUGGACCCAGAAACUACUCUGGAGACCAUCAGUUUACAAGCUUUGACUGCUCCUCCUUCCGCUAUAUGCAUCGCAGAUAUGCUAGAUGCGAGCAUCAACAAAUCGCAGCCCACGAUGUUUGUCAACAUUGGUCUCCAGAAUGGCGUUCUACUACGUACGGUUCUUGAUCCUAUCAAUGGCCAGUUGACGGAUACACGGACUCGCUUCUUGGGGACCAGGCCUAUCAAAUUAGUCCGAGUGCAGAUUCAGCGCAAUCCUGGGAUACUUGCUUUGUCCUCGAGGUCCUGGCUAAACUACACACAUCAAAAUCUUAUGCACUUCACGCCUCUAAUUUAUGAUAACCUCGACUAUGCGUGGAGCUUCUCCGCAGAGCUAAGCCCGGAAGGUCUGAUCGGUAUCGCAGGCAGUGUUCUUCGGAUAUUCCAGGUCCCUAAAUUGGGAACGAAGUUGAAACAAGAUUCGAUCCCCCUCUCAUACACACCCCGCAAAUUCAUCACACAUCCAGGAAAUAAUUAUUUUUAUCUCAUCGAGGGUGAUCACAGGACGUUGGGAGAGGAAGCUGCGAGCACAAAACUUGAUGAAUUUCGUCGGCAAGGUAAAAGUUUCGAUGAUGGGGAAAUUAACAUCCCCCCAGAAGUAUUCGGCCGACCAAAAGCCCCCGCCGGAACUUGGGCUUCCUGCAUCCGUAUCAUAGAUCCUGUUGAAGCGAAGACGGUUGCUGUGAUUCCAAUGGAUAGCAACGAAGCUGCCUUCUCCCUCGCAAUCGUACCAUUCUCUGCUCGAAACGGAGAACUUCACCUCGUCGUUGGCACUGCUGCAGAUACCAUUGUUUCUCCCCGCUCAUGUACAAGCGGCUAUCUGCGAACGUACAAGUUCACGAACGAGGGUGCAGGUCUUGAGUUCCAACACAAGACCGAGGUUGACGAUGUCCCACUGGCCUUGUUAGCAUUCCAGGGGCGACUUGUUGCCGGUGUUGGCAAGGCACUAAGAAUUUAUGAUAUUGGCAAGAAAAAACUGCUUCGAAAAGUUGAGAACAAGACGUUUUCUUCCGCGAUUGUUACCCUGUCUACCCAAGGUUCAAGAAUUAUAGUUGGCGAUAUGCAAGAAUCGAUACAAUUUGCCGUGUACAAACCUCCUGAAAACCGGUUGCUAGUAUUCGCAGAUGACAGUCAACCCCGAUGGAUAACAGCAUCAUCAAUGGUGGAUUACAAUACAAUCGUUGCGGGUGACCGAUUCGGAAAUAUCUUUGUCAAUCGACUCGAUCCAAAAGUUUCUGAACAAGUCGACGAUGAUCCCACUGGUGCUGGCAUCCUCCACGAAAAGGGCAUUUUAAUGGGUGCACCACACAAGACAAAAAUGCUUGCCCACUUUCACCUUGGAGACCUGGUCACAUCGAUUCACAAAGUGUCGCUUGUCGCAGGAGGUCGGGAGGUCUUGAUGUACACUGGGCUUCAUGGAACGAUCGGCAUUCUCGUGCCAUUUGUUUCUAAAGAAGACGUGGAUUUUAUCUCAACGCUCGAGCAACAUAUGCGCACUGAACAAAGCAGCUUAGUUGGCAGAGAUCAGCUCAGCUGGAGGGGAUACUAUGCCCCUGUGAAGGCAGUUGUUGAUGGUGAUUUGUGUGAGACUUAUGCAAGGCUCCCAGCAGCUAAGCAGAGCUCCAUUGCUGGCGAACUCGAUAGGACCGUCGGUGAGGUGCUCAAAAAGCUUGAACAACUGAGGGUGACAACAAGUGGAUUCUAG